Peromyscus maniculatus bairdii (prairie deer mouse) is the source of this 10596-nucleotide messenger RNA. RefSeq names its product integrin subunit alpha 1 (gene Itga1). The record is from RefSeq and is a predicted model, not a curated record. Gene Ontology annotation, molecular function: integrin binding. Gene Ontology annotation, cellular component: external side of plasma membrane; integrin complex. Lineage: Eukaryota; Metazoa; Chordata; Mammalia; Rodentia; Cricetidae. Gene Ontology annotation, biological process: cell-cell adhesion; integrin-mediated signaling pathway; cell-matrix adhesion.
CCACCUUAGGGAUUUGGUACAUGAAGCAAGAUCGCCCUCUCAGUGAAAGGCAGAUGUCCCUUUAAGGUUUGCUUUGCCGCCGUUGCCCGUGUGGACUUUAGCCUAAACACGGUCCCGCGAAGUUGGCUUUAUUUGUCCAUGUCUCGGAUCGAGCCUGGGACGCUGCCAGGGAGAUUUCAGAGACCCAGCGCUCGAAGGGGCGGGAGAUGUGGCAAUCGGUCUGGGAUGUGAAAAGCGUGGAGCGAGCUUAGAGGCAAAACACAGGAAAUCACUCCUCUGCGGCUCUUGGGCGCUGCAGCCGCUGGGGCCACUGCUGGACACCCGCGGAGACCGCCCGAGUGACCCAGAGCGCAAGGCACCGGCGCGCAGCUCCUGCCAGCUCCUGCCAGCUCCUGCCCAGGAACCCGCACGUCAAGGGAGCUUGCAGCCACUCCAGCCAUGGUCCCCAGGCGCCCUGCCAGCCUAGAGGUCACUGUAGCCUGCUGCUGGCUCCUCACUGUUAUUCUAGGCUUCUGCAUAUCCUUCAACGUUGAUGUGAAAAAUUCAAUGAGUUUCAGUGGCCCAGUGGAGGACAUGUUUGGAUACACUGUUCAACAAUACGAAAAUGAAGAAGGAAAAUGGGUUCUUAUUGGUUCUCCUUUAGUUGGUCAACCCAAAGCAAGAACCGGAGAUGUCUAUAAGUGCCCAGUUGGGAGAGAAAGAUCAAUGCCUUGCGUGAAGUUGGAUUUGCCAGUGAACACAUCAAUUCCCAAUGUCACAGAAAUCAAAGAAAACAUGACAUUUGGAUCAACUUUAGUCACCAACCCAAACGGAGGAUUUCUGGCAUGUGGGCCUUUGUAUGCCUAUAGAUGUGGACAUCUGCAUUAUACAACCGGGAUUUGUUCUGAUGUCAGCCCUACAUUUCAAGUUGUAAACUCCUUUGCCCCUGUACAAGAAUGCAGCACUCAGCUUGACAUAGUCAUUGUCCUGGAUGGCUCCAACAGUAUCUACCCCUGGGAAAGUGUCACCGCCUUUUUAAAUGACCUUCUUCAGAGAAUGGAUAUUGGCCCUAAACAGACACAGGUUGGAAUUGUACAGUAUGGAGAAAAUGUAACCCAUGAGUUCAACCUCAAUAAGUAUUCAUCGACAGAAGAGGUACUUAUUGCAGCAAACAAAAUAAACCAGAGAGGUGGUGUCCAAACAAUGACAGCCCUUGGAAUAGACACAGCCAGGAAAGAGGCAUUCACUGAAGCUCGGGGUGCCAGGAGGGGAGUUAAAAAGGUCAUGGUCAUAGUGACUGAUGGAGAAUCACAUGACAACUAUCGACUGAAACAGGUCAUCGAAGACUGCGAGGAUGAAAACAUUCAGCGAUUUUCCAUAGCUAUCCUUGGCCACUACAACCGAGGGAACUUAAGCACUGAAAAAUUUGUGGAGGAAAUAAAAUCGAUCGCCAGCGAGCCCACUGAAAAGCACUUCUUCAAUGUCUCAGAUGAGUUGGCCCUGGUCACUAUCGUUAAAGCUCUAGGAGAAAGGAUAUUUGCCUUGGAAGCUACAGCUGACCAGUCCGCAGCAUCGUUUGAGAUGGAAAUGUCUCAGACCGGUUUCAGUGCUCAUUAUUCACAGGACUGGGUCAUGCUUGGAGCAGUGGGGGCCUAUGACUGGAACGGAACUGUCGUCAUGCAGAAGGCUAACCAGAUUGUCAUCCCUCAGAACACCACCUUUCAACCUGAGCCCGCCAAAAUGAACGAACCUCUUGCUUCUUAUUUAGGUUACACAGUGAACUCUGCCACUGUCCCUGGAGAUGUGCUCUAUGUCGCUGGACAGCCUCGAUACAAUCAUACAGGCCAGGUCGUCAUCUACAAGAUGGAGGAUGGGAACAUCAAAAUUCUCCAGACACUCAGAGGAGAGCAGAUCGGUUCCUACUUUGGUAGCGUCUUGACAACAAUUGACAUUGACAAAGAUUCUUAUACCGACCUGCUUCUCGUCGGGGCCCCCAUGUACAUGGGGACAGAGAAAGAGGAACAGGGCAAAGUCUACGUGUAUGCUGUGAACCAGACAAGGUUUGAAUAUCAAAUGAGCUUGGAACCAAUUAAGCAAACGUGCUGUUCAUCUCUGAAGGAUAAUUCAUGCACAAAAGAAAACAAGAAUGAGCCCUGUGGGGCCCGAUUUGGAACAGCAAUUGCUGCUGUAAAAGACCUCAACGUGGAUGGAUUUAAUGACAUCGUGAUCGGAGCUCCGCUGGAGGAUGACCAUGCGGGAGCUGUCUACAUUUAUCAUGGCAGUGAUAAGACCAUAAGGAAGGAGUAUGCACAACGUAUUCCAUCAGGUGGGGAUGGCAAGACACUGAAAUUUUUUGGCCAGUCUAUCCAUGGAGAGAUGGAUUUAAAUGGUGAUGGUCUGACUGAUGUGACCAUUGGAGGUCUUGGUGGAGCUGCCCUCUUCUGGGCCAGAGAUGUGGCCGUAGUUAAAGUGACCAUGAAUUUUGAACCCAAUAAAGUGAAUAUUCAAAAGAAAAACUGCCGUGUGGAGGGAAAAGAAACAGUAUGCAUAAAUGCUACAAUAUGUUUUCAUGUGAAAUUAAAGUCUAAAGAAGACUCCGUUUACGAAGCUGAUUUGCAGUAUCGUGUCACCCUCGAUUCACUGAGACAGAUAUCACGGAGUUUUUUCUCUGGAACUCAGGAAAGAAAGGUUCAAAGAAACAUCACAGUUCGAGAAUCAGAAUGCACUAGGCACUCCUUCUACAUGUUGGACAAGCAUGACUUCCAGGACUCCGUGAGAGUGACUUUGGAUUUUAAUCUUACGGAUCCAGAAAAUGGGCCUGUGCUUGAUGACGCCCUGCCAAACUCGGUCCACGAACAUAUUCCCUUUGCCAAAGACUGUGGAAACAAGGAAAAAUGCAUCUCCGACCUCACCCUGGACGUGUCCACCACAGAAAGGAGCCUGCUGAUUGUCAGGUCCCAGAAUGACAAGUUCAAUCUCAGCCUCACAGUGAGAAACAAGAGAGACAGCGCCUACAAUACCAGGACAAUAGUGCAGUAUUCCCCAAAUCUGAUUUUUUCAGGAAUUGAGGGGAUCCAAAAAGAUAGUUGUGAAUCCAAUCGAAAUAUCACAUGUAGAGUUGGAUAUCCUUUCCUGAGGACAGGAGAAAUGGUAACCUUCAAAAUAAUAUUCCAGUUUAAUACAUCGCAUCUCACAGAAAAUGCAAUCAUUCAUUUAAGUGCAACAAGUGACAGUGAAGAACCACCCGAAUCUCUUUAUGAUAAUGAAGUAAAUAUUUCCAUCCCAGUAAAAUAUGAAGUUGGACUACAGUUUCACAGUUCUGCAAGUGAACAUCACAUCUCAGUUGCAGCCAAUGAGACUAUCCCUGAACUUAUCAAUUCUACUGGUGAUAUUGGAAAUGAAAUUAAUGUCUUCUACAUGAUCAGAAAAAGGAGCCAUUUCCCGAUGCCAGAACUUCAGCUGUCAAUCUCAUACCCCAACUUGACCUCAGAUGGUUAUCCUGUACUAUACCUGACUGGAUGGUCGUCUUCUGACAAUGUAAACUGCAAACCCCGGAGCCUUGAGGAUCCUUUCGGUAUCAAUUCUGGGAAGAAAAUGACAAUAUCCAAGUCUGAGGACCUCAAAAGAGGCACAAUCCAGGAUUGCAGUACCUGUAAACUUGCCACCAUCACGUGCAAUCUCAUGCCUUCCGAUGUGAGUCAAGUGAAUGUUUCACUCAUCUUGUGGAAACCAACCUUCAUAAAAACACAUUUUUCCAGCUUCAAUCUCACGAUAAGGGGAGAACUUCAGAGUGAAAACACAACGCUGACUUUAAGUAGCAGCAACCGGAAACGAGAGCUGGCUAUUCAAAUAUCCAAAGACGGGCUCCCAGGCAGAGUACCACUGUGGGUCAUCCUCCUGAGUGCCUUCGCUGGGCUACUGCUCUUGAUGCUGCUGAUUUUAGCUCUGUGGAAGAUUGGAUUCUUCAAAAGGCCACUAAAGACGAAAAUGGAGAAGUGAAAUAUUUCACAGGAGGAAAAAGAACUGUAACAGUUAUUCAAUGAUCUAUCCUCAGGUUUGCCUCAAUCAUGUGAGAAGAAAUUCAGAAAUAUAACCAAAGACAUGGUCACAUAACUCUAUGUAAUCCAUCAUCCAGCUGGGAUUACUCACUUGGAAAGUGACAGAUCAAGUAUGAUCCAAAAAGGGUACCCAAAGAUAUGGUUUAGAAAGUGAUGAGAAAUACUUGUAAUAAUUACUCAUUUUUGUUGAGUAAGUGAAAUGACAAAAUGUUUUAUAGAAGAAUCCCCAAUAUAAGUAUGUUUGUGUGUUUAAAUGCCAUGCAGAAUAUUUAAGGGAUGCACAAAAAGAGCUUUGUGUUCAUUGAGACAGUUACUCUCAGCCCAAUGUAAAUUAAGCUUUUCCCCUUGAUUAUACCUUCAGAGUGACACUCAGCAUCUGUAAUUGCCAACAAAGGAAUGGAGUGGAAAAGAUCUCCUAAUUCUGAUGAGAAAAGCUUUGCCUAGCAGAGUCCAUGUAAAAUAUAGACUGAAAAUAGAGUUAAAUCAUAAAACGAACACUCAUUGACUUCUUGGUUUCUGUAGUUGGAAAAAACAAUGGUUUUUCCAAUGUGAAAAAAAAACAGUGUUUUCCAAUGUGAUUGGAAAAUAGUGCCAUUGAGCUUAAAUUCUAUAUAGAAUAGACAGUCAAGAUAGAGUUGUUAUUUAAAAACAAGGCCACUGCAUCUAUUCAUUUAAACUUCUACAGAAAGUAAAAGUGCUUAAUUUAUAUUGAGCUCUAAAACACAAAACUCUUUUAUAAAGGAAAAAACACUUAAAGCCAUUUGUGUAGCAUUCAUGAAAAGUCACAAUGUGUGUGUGUGUGACACCCAGAGGGUUUAAUGAAGCAUGAGAGCAUAGAUAGAUAACCCAAAAUAACUAAAAUCAUCCUUGCUGAGCAGUUGUUUAAAACUAGGGCUUCCAGAUGUUACAUUAAAGUAGGAGACUUCUCGACACUUUGGUAUAGAGUUCAGUUAAAACCCCAAGAUAUGAAAGUUUAUUUUCAAAAUAUUUAAUUUUCUAAAUACAUUUUAUGUUACUAUUGAAAAAACAGUCUCCUGAAGUAGUUUUAUAUUUUACCAAGAAUUCAUUGCUUUUAAACAUGGCAUAUCAGUAUUUAAACAGAAACCAAGAAAUGUAGUUUAAAGAAUUUAUAGCUUAAAAACUUAAACCAGCAGAAAGAUACAACUCAUUUGCAUGUACUUCUGUGUUCCUGAAGUUCCUAGGGACCUUGGACUCCGCUGUAAUGUAAGCUCCCAGAUUGCUCCAUUUCUAAGAUAAAUAACAAUGAAUGAAUGUACAGUAUCUUCAUGUGUGAACUACUGCUGUAAAAUUUGCUGAUCCUCCUGCCCCAAAACCACUUCUCCGCCUGAUGGACCACCGUCAAGAACGGAACCUGUCAAUAUCCCAAAAGAGCUGGACUCUGCUCUCCUCAAAACACAGCAAGCCAACAGAGAAAUUAAGUGCUAUGGGUUUGAUUAUUUAAAAUGUAUCUCUGAGGAAUUAUCUUAGGGCUCAGAUUCAGCCUACCUCUUGGCUUUCCAGCCCUAUGUGUAAGAUCCUAAGGCCUACGGGAUGGACAUGAGGAUGCCAUAGUCAUCCCUGGCUGGAAGAAAGGUAGACAGGCAACAAGAAGAAAGGUGUGUUCUCCACUCACUGUCUCUCACCGGCUUCGGAAUCAUGCCUUCCUCCUGUUCUUCUUUCCCCAUCAGAACUCAGGUGUUUCUUGCUCAGUUACCAUGGUGCCCAACUCCAGCACUCACACUCAGCAGCCCUACUUCUAACUCCAGGCCUUUGGGAAUGAAAUUCAACCCGUACAUUUAGACUCAUCUUCGACAUCAGGGACUGCCAGGCGCUAGACUCUAUACACUGAGCUACAAGUGUGCAUCUUUAAACUGAAAAUGUCUUUUAAAUCAAAAGGGCUUGGCAGAAAUAAGGACAUUUUGAACUUUUAAAGAGAGGAAGAGCAGUUAGGCCAGAUAAAAAGGUGCCAAAGCCACUUAUCUACCAGUUUGUAACAUAUGUUAUUCCUGGUUAGCAGUAAAUAUUCAAGGAAUCAGACAUCUCAUUUCUCCACUAUGAUAACUGAAUCUGUGUGUGUGUAAUUGUUUGUACACACAUACACAUACCAUUUUAACACAGAACAACUGUGCUUAAUGACAGAGCUUACAAUUAGGGCAAAAACUAAGCACACAAAAGCAGCAGCACCAGUGAUGAGAGUCUGUUUCCUUUGCUUCUCAGACAGUAUUCACUUCCAUUAAUAUUUAAGUUUAGUCAUUAUUUUGUAAGCUAAAAAAAUACAAAUGCAGAGGCUUUGAUUUAAAAAAAUGAUCACAGAUGCCCAAAAUUAGCUUUCUAGAAAUAUUCUAGAGCAUAUAAAUAAUUAAGAAAUAACUAAGUUCUAAACAUUAUUUUAAAACAAUAGGAAAAAUCGGGUGAUACUUAAGACUAUUUAUGAACUUACGAAUUAAAAUAAAUCACCAAGUAUCUUGUAGCUUUGAUUUUUUUAAAGCACUAUUUCUUCCAUUUUCCACUGUGAACUGAACUAUGUGUGCAUUCUCUGUCCUGAGUUACACACACAAUGGAACACGAAUAAAUUACUCAACAUAUUGUUCUUCAAGAGGAAAAAAUACCCCAAUAUUUUGACUUUUGUGGCUUGAUUGCUCUCUCCAUAGCCACUUCCAGAUACCUAACAUAAUCCUGUUCAGCUUGCAGAAUUCCUACCAAUGUGUGUCAGAGCUUACCAACUAGUACGAGAUACUGCAGCAUAUCACUGAAAUAAACUAUGUAGUUUAAUUCUACGUAGUAGAAAAACUGAUGUAUAGAGAUGCAGAUCAGUGUUCACAAUCUACACACACACACCUAAGCACGCACUCUAAUCAAGCUUCCAGUUAUGCUGAAAAUACUGGUAGUAUCAAUUCCAGAAGUUAGAAUGCUACAGAUCAUUCAUCCUUUAGUUUUGAAUUUCUAAGACUAAUCAUUCUUUACUAUGAAUACGAACUUGCAAGGAGGAAGGACUUGAAAGGAAGAAAAUACAAAACAUGGCCUGCACUCCACUAAGAACCAGAGCCACUUGGGAGUCACAAAGAAACUGUUCUGCUUUCUCAAGAAGCUCACAGGCCUGAGGGGACAUGAGGAAAGGUCUUCUCUGGCAAAAAUUGGGAUCUGAUUUAAACAUCAGUGGUGUGAUUUGUUAAACUAUUUUUCUGUGAGUACUAGGAUCAUUGGCGACUUUGACCCCAAAUAUUUUCUGUGUCAUAUGUAUACUUGAAUAAAAGCUUAUUUUUAUUAUUUAAAAUAAAAAUAAACACACAAAGGAAGAGAGAUUUGUAUAAAAUUUGAUGCUUAGGCAGCCAGAAUAAUUUUUAUCUAUAUAGAUGUAGCUAUAAUGUGAAUAUAUUUUUCAUAGAAAAUCAUCUACUUUUCCUUUUAUAAACCAAAAUCUAAGCUCAAUUGGAAAGCAGAAAUAUUUGUAUAAGAAAUUUGUGAUAGAGUGGCACUGUAUUACAGCAGUGGCUAUGGAAAGCUCUGGUUUUACUCUUAGUAAAACCACAGCUAACACACUGAAUGGCAGCCAUUGGCUACCACAGAGUGUGCUUUCCGUAGCAACUUCUUCAUUGAACAUACCAUCAAUUUUUUUUAUUAACUCCUAUCCUGCUCUGCACGAUGCUGAGCAAACUAGAGAAGACCCAGGUCCAGAAUCUGCCUCAUGUGCCAGGUGUACUUUAUCAUCCAAAUAAAAUGCUUUCUGGUGAAUAAGUUGUUCAAAAUCACAUUUUAUGCACUCUUCAUUGGUUCUUAAAACCACCCAAGCAUCCUUCUCCCCAUCACUCUUCUCCUCAAAUGUUUUUCAGAAAGACUGCCUUAGUAGCCUGUUAAUAAGACGUGUACUCCUGUUACUGUGAAUGCCAACUUCAGUGAACAGACCAUUCAAGUUUUCCAACCUAGCUUUUUUAAUGACACUCCAAAGGGUUGGCAUGGCAUCAUACAGUAUAAUGUACUUCAGAGAUGCAACAUCCUUCCUUGAGAGGUGAACAACCUUAUGGGCCACUGUUCUCCAUGGCUCUAUGGGGGAAAAAAGGGGAGGGAUUUAAGCCUUCAGCAACUGUCCCUGCGUAUUUUUACAAUCCCCAGCCUCACCCAAGGGACAGUUCUAAAAAACUGAAAGAAGGGCUUUGUCCUCAGGCUGGUGCUGUUUCAAAAUUACAAUAUGCAAAUUAAUUGCACCGAAGAGAUGUUAAAUGCAGCUACAACUUCAAAAUGAAUAGCCUGGGCUCUUGCUUCUAAUUGGACAGUGGCCCCCAAGCUCUAGCUACCUAGAAUCCAGAAUCCCCCACUGCCCAUUAAGUCUGUUUUGAAAGGUAAGCCAAAGCACAUUGGAAAAGGCCACGUGCAAGGCUGGGUGCAGCCCAGUGGUGGAGUCCUUAGAGGGCUCAUGCAAGGCCCUGGGUUUGAACUCUAGCACCACAUAAGGGCAAUGGGUACUAUCAUGCCGCCAUUUCUCAAAUGGAAGUACUGUUGUACACUACUAAAAAAAAAAUACAUAAAAUAUUUUAAAAUAACUAAAAAAAUGGCAUUAAACUAUGACAUUGUGAUCCUGUGAACUAAUCAGUGCCUUCUAUUAAAAGGUUACCUCAAAUUCAGAAAUUCAGAGUAAGAGUUUUAGCCAUCAGCCAUGAGGAGAAGACAGAGCAGCAUGUGGAGGCAGCAAGUCCCAGCCCAAGGGUCCCUAAAACAUCUGGCCCAGGGGGAUGUACAGCUCUGACCUAUGGAAAUAAAUAAAUAAAUGACAAAGGGCCUGAGCCCUCGCUGUUCCCACAGCCAAGGCUCUGCUCUCCAUUUCAGAAACACUUCUUGGUGAACUGUUACUACACCGCAGAUGCGCAAGGCUGAGUCUCACUUAUCACUGUUGGUUCUGAGAGCAGCUCUUUGUUUACGUUGUUGACUGCAUACUGCAAAACUUUCCUCUCGCAUGUGAUAAGUCGAAGAUUUGCUCCAAGACUUCCGUGCUUUUCCUCCUGACACAGCCUGUAGGGUUGGUGAUGCAGAAGAUAGACAUCAGGAGCUAGAGUCUGCUUGCAGCCCUCUUCAGCAUGCCAAUUAGGUUUCUCUUCCUCAGCCUGCAUGUGCUUUUGGUGUGGGGCUUCCUCAGCAAGGUUGUCCCAUGCCAUAUGCCCCUCGUGGGGACUAGGCUAGUGUCAAGUUAUAGUUUAUGAACAAAGACUCAGAGACCCCUUAUUUAUCACAUCAUGGGAAUCAUGGCUAUAAAGCAGGGGCCAAUGACAUUGAGUGCUGUGGCGAUGUUUGGCAUUUGUGUGUUUCGAGGUACAUACUUAGAGAAAGGAGUGUGGAGUUUAGAGGCUCUUAUGCAAGAGUUUGAGGCUGAAUAUCUGAUCUCUCAUUCGUUGGAUUUAUGCUUAUGAACUGAGAACAAAAAUCUUAAAAGAAGUCUUCCAAAUGCCAUCAGAAAUGGAAACCCACUCUGUUCAUGAUCAAUCCCUAUUAGUAUUGUUUGUCCCCACACCUGUAUUUUAGGAGCUGGAGAGAGAUGGAGGGAGGAAAGGGAAGUGAAUAUUGUUUGUGUUUUCUUCCAUAGAGUAGCCAUAGUGAAGGAAGUCACCACAUGUAGAUCUGAUGUGACGUGACAACUUACACUUUGAUAAAUACAAAAGAAAUGUGGGCAGACAAGGCCAUGAAACUACCUGUCUUUGAUUUCUACCACCCAAUCCAUAAAAAUGGCCAAAGUUUCCUAAGACUCCAUGUGUCCCACCCCACAGCACAGCACUCACAAACAUACUUGUCACUAUAAGAGCGAAAGUAUACUCUUACUUAUAGAUUAACCCCGGGCUAAGCUUCUGGGGUUAACACAUCUCAGCGUCAUGUGAAGACCAUUGUCUGAAAUGACAGUAUGCAGGUUCUUCCUUCUGGAGUCAUUCCACGCAGGUGAUCCUAGUGGUUAGCAUUUGGAUCUGUGCUGCCUGCUGCCCUCACCUGGGGAAGCAGCAGGUCCCGGCUGCAGGAUUAGGAAACACUGGCCUGUAGGGAUGAUACGCUGUGUGUUACUACUGUGAAGCUGUAAGAUUGUUAAUAGGCCAUGUGCACUAUGUAUCUAUCUUAUAAAAAAGAAGAAUAUUGCAUUUAAUAACUACUGCCCUGGAGCAUCCAUCAUACUCCCUGCACACAUUUCUCCAUUGCCUAGUUUAAAGCAUUAGAUUGCUCAUUUUCCUAACUUACCUCAAACUGAACUCAUCAAAGGGACAAUUUAAAGUUAUUUGCAUAGAAUUAUUAAAAAAUGAUUAGGUGAAAACGCUUUGUUGACAUUCAAGAACAAAGAACCUUUGCAUAGAAAUUUGUGGAAUUUGCUGCGAGGUGACAGUCAUUGGCGAGGUAUAAUUAGAAUUAGCUGAGUGUGUGAAGGAGCGUUUUGAAUGCUCUGUGUAUGGCGUAUCCUGUACACUGUUCUGAGGUCAAAGGUUUGAUAUUUUUGUAUAAUUCUAUCUUAUCUUGCACAUCAGCUGUGUAAUUUACGUCAAGGUAAAUGAGCAUCCUGUUUUAUGUCUUAAAUAAAAAAUGACUCAAGGAA